Molecule: messenger RNA, 708 nt
Organism: Fopius arisanus
Lineage: Eukaryota; Metazoa; Arthropoda; Insecta; Hymenoptera; Braconidae
Exons: 5
Coding region: 1-708 (235 amino acids)
Biological process (GO): sensory perception of smell
Cellular component (GO): membrane
Molecular function (GO): olfactory receptor activity; odorant binding
Source: RefSeq, a predicted model, not a curated record
AUGGCACAGAUGCUUCUGUCAAUAGAGAACGACUGGAAGAGACUCAAACUCCAACGGGAUAUCGACAUAUUAACUGAUUUCACAGAUCGUGGGAGGAAAACCAAUAUUCUGUAUGCAAUUGCCAUGUAUGGGGUGAUGACAGUGUACCUCGCAUCCCCAGGAAUACCUAAAAUCCUGGAUGUAUUUCUACCUCUCAACGAAUCACGCCCACACGUUUUUUUAUACCAAACCGAGUACUUUUGCGAUCAAGAUAAAUAUUACACGCAUAUUCUACUCCACGCGUACUUUACAGUGCCCAUCAGCCUGACAUCAAUCAUCUACUUCGACAAUUUAUUUGGAAUUUUGGUGAAUCACACGUGCGGCAUGUGUGGAGUGUUGAAGAGCCAUCUGGAGGCCAUUGGUACCCAGAACCCAAGGGAAACGCUGGAGAGCCUUAAAUUUUGCGCUAAUUUACAAACUAGUAUAAUUGAAUUUGUCAAUAACUUGGAGUCGGCUUGCACAAUAGCCUUUUUACUUCUCGUCGGUUUAAACAUGAUGGUUGUGACAACGACAGGUGUAAUGCUGGCACAGAUGCUUCUGUCAAUAGAGAACGACUGGAAGAGACUCAAACUCCAACGGGAUAUCGACAUAUUAACUGAUUUCACAGAUCGCGGGUGGAAAAUCAAUAUUCUGUAUGCAAGUACUGAUUACAAACAAUUGGAGCAAUAA